UGGAUUUCAAUGAGGGAAAAGGAGUAGAUUUUUUUUGGCCAUGCUAGUGAUGGAUAGAGUCGGUCAGUCCACCAAUUUGAUAAAGAUAGAAAUAUCUCAACAAUUACUGGAUGGCUCGUCAUGAAAUAAUGCACAUAUCCUCUCUCAGUAUGAAUAAACUAUACUGACACUUUUGAUCUCCUGACUUUUUAUCUUGUGCCAACAACAGAUCAAAGUUCAUGUUUCCCAGACACUGCAUCCCCUCUGACCUCCUGACUUUUCCUCCAGUGCCACCAUGAGGUUGACAUUCUUUUGAGUGCAAUAUCUCAACUACUGUUGGACAUUCACGUUGUUUGAAUAAAGAAGUUGAUGAAAGGAGCAAGUCUGUGUGUGGCCCUCCUCCUUCAAGUGGUUAAGAGUUUCAAGGCCACUGCCACCAGGAUACAUUUGAUAGGGUUGAGGUGCUUCUUCAUUUGAUACACAAACUCAUGUCCCCAUCAAGUCAAAACUUUGUCCAAUUAAUACUUUGGUUUAUGACCAAAUACCUGCUAAACUAAUCAGCCUGUACUAAAAUAGUGGCCAUGUUAACAAGGUAAUUCACAUGAGUGAGGACACAUAUUGGGUUUCCAACAAAAAAAGAAGUGACUUUUUAUGUAAUCAUGGACUUCAGAACAACAAAUAUCACCGGUGAUAGCAGUUUAAAGUGUCCUGGCUCUGUGUCCUGUUUGGCUGUAUAAAUAUUGGGGAACCUUUGAACCCCUCCCCCCGUUACUGUGUGGACCACUCCCGGCUACAGCUGACCGACAAUGGCUACGUCUCCCGUCAAAGAGUUCCUGGUUACGCAUUUAAUGCCAGCAAAAUGUUACGAGGAGCUUUUCGUCAACUUUCACUUUCACGUGCCGUGCAUUAAGUUUGUCCUGAACAAAACUGCUGGAUUUUGGAUCCUCCUGGACACAUUUCUGGCGCAGCUACUUCAGCUGUUGAAGAUACUGUGGAGAGGAAGUGCAGAGGGCCUGAGUCUCCCCUCCGUCCUGCUGCAGCUUUAUGCCUUCUCAUGUCCUGUUGUGUAUGCUGUGGCCAACAGCUUCCCACUCUUUGCCUGGGGUGAGAGGCUCUUCACGUUGGCCCAGACAGCAGUGAUUGUCUUCCUCAUCCUGCGUUAUCGUGGUGAAACUCUCAAAGGAGUGCUGUUCCUCUUGACUUACAGUGGUUUAAUGUUCCUCCUGGGCUCCUAUACAGCUGCAGCAGUCAUCUCAGUGAUGCAGCCUUCCGCUCUGGCAGCUUUAAUUGCAAGCAAGGUUCUCCAGGCUGGAACUAACUACUGUAAUGGCCACACGGGACAACUGUCCACUCUGUCUGUGUUCCUAUCGUGCGCAGGGUCUCUGGGUCUUCUCUUUGUUUCUCUGCAGGAGGAAGGAGGCUCUCUCACUACUCUGUCCCACACCCUGUCAGCCUGUCUCGGCUGUGUCCUUCUGGCCCAGGUCCUCUGCUACAAGAGCAGCAGUAAAAAGAAGACUGAGUAAAGGUGACAAUGUUGGCAACAUAUCAAAUCAAAAAUGUAACAGUUUCACAUCAUAUGCAAGUCCUUCGUAUAGUGCAAGAUAUGUUUUGUGAUUCUGUGCCAGAUGUCGUCAUAUCAAUAACUCAAAUAGCAGUAAAUGUUUACAGUCUUUUUGUACACGCUUAAAACAAGUCAUGUGCUUUGUAUCUGUGUAAAUGAGAACUCUCAGCGUUGUGCUGUUUAGUAGCUUUGUGUAUUUUUACAUAUCUUUUGUGCAGUUUCCCAUCAUAGUAAUGAUGAGGGAAUAAAAUGGUUUUAUUUCCCUCUAGUGGUUGAAAUGAGAAUUACUUCACACCUUCACUUGAACCUAACAGUUCAUCUAUUCAGUAACCAGAGGUAGGAACAGUGAGGUAAACAAGUCUACAAACAUUUUUUUUUACAAGAGUUUCAAUAGUCUGUGUAAUUUGUAAUGCAGUAGCAACCCCCAUACAAGCCUUAAAACUGGGGAAGACAUACAGUCACGCAGCAGUUAUGUAUAAACUCAUAAGCUUUCAUCAGAUCAGAUUAAUAUCAUUGAUUAGUUUUCCUCAGUGGUUGAAGGAAAAUCCUGCUCAUGAUGCAUUCAUGAUUUGCUGGUAGCACUUCUGCCAGGAAAAAGUUUGAUUUCAACCGCCUCAACAAAGAGUGAAAUUUAUGAAUGUUGUCAAAGUUGAAUUUUGAAAUUGCAGAAUUGCUAAAUGGAAACGUUAAGUACACCAACUUCAAGUGUUUUUUCAACUUGAUUUUUUAAAGCAUGUCUAUUUAAAACAUUAUUUCCAGAGAAUAUGCUCUUUUCUCAGCAACAUUCUGUUUCUUACUUGCACAUAAAUUCACAAGAAACAUUUACAUGUGGGAACUUCCCAGAACUGGCUCAGGUUUCCGUUCACUGGAGCCUGAAGGUAGUUCAGCUGAAGGUAUUUAGGGAUGAGUAUGAGACAGUAAUUUCCCAGAAUUUUCCUCUUAAUCUGAGGGGUUGAAUGUCACCAUCAACCUUGAAAUUAGUAUCUAUUUAGGGUAAUUAAGGAAGAGCUUCUAUGGUAGUUCCAGUAAAUCAUGUUUAAGACUGAAAAAAAACUUGUUUACCUAAAUAUAGGAUUCAGAAUAUACCUAAACCUGUUGAUAUUUUUACAUUUCUUCUUACCGAUGUUGAGUGUAAGAACCUUUUCAUAAAUGAGCCCCUCUGAGCUUCUCGUAUUUCCAGCACCAUGAACAAAGUGUCCAGUGUUGCUCAGUGAAGUGCACAUGCACCAAUAACACAUUAACCUGAUGGUAAUGAUACUGUGAAUUAUUUUUAGUGAACAUUCCUGUCUGAAAUUCAUAAAAUAAAAUUUUGCCACAAUAUACAGGUGUUUGUAAGUGA
Thunnus maccoyii (southern bluefin tuna) is the source of this 2879-nucleotide messenger RNA. RefSeq names its product mannose-P-dolichol utilization defect 1 protein-like. The record is from RefSeq and is a predicted model, not a curated record. Bases 786 to 1502 code for a protein of 238 amino acids. The transcript has 7 exons. NCBI's taxonomy places the organism in Eukaryota, Metazoa, Chordata, Actinopteri, Scombriformes, Scombridae. Gene Ontology annotation, biological process: oligosaccharide biosynthetic process.